AUGCACGCGGCGGCGGCGUGCGCGGCGGUCCGCAAACUGCCCCGGGGAGGCGCGGACCUAGCGGCUGCACGAGCACACGCGCCCCCUACGCCCCGCCCCUUACGCCCCGCCCGUCGCUUGCUGCCCUCUGAUUGGUCGAGCCCGGCCGCGCGGGGCCCCUGGCGCUCACCCAUCCACGCAAGCCGCCGCCGCGCGCCACCGGGUGCGCAGGGUGCGCGGCUCGGCCUGUGCUGCCGUUGCUUUCGGGAAGACGAUGGAGCUCGCCCGCCUCGCUUGGCUUUUGGUUUUCUGACCCCUUUGCAUGACUGUUGGCAAAAGGGAUUGGAGGCUGUCGUCAUUGGAGAAGUUCAAGAGAAUGUUACCCUGCACUGUGGCAAUGUCUCGGGACCGAGGGGCCUGGUGACCUGGUACUGGAACGACUCGGAGCCUGUCUUCCUUGUCUCCUCCAAUUCUAACCUCAUCCCGGCCGAGCCUCGCUUCUCUCUUGUGAACGCCAGCUCCCUGCACAUCGAGGCGCUGAACCUGCAAGAUGAGGGGAACUACACCUGCCAGGAGAUCCAGAAUGAGACUCAGUGGUUCCAAGUGUGGCUGCGGGUGGCCAGUGGCCCCUAUCAAAUUGAGGUCAACAUCUCGGCCACCGGCACGCUCCCCAAUGGCACUGUCUACGCAGCCAAGGGUUCCCAGGUGGACUUUAGCUGCAAUAGCAGCUCCUGGCCUCCGCCCAUGGUUGAGUGGUGGUUCCAGGCCCUGAAUUCCAGCCGCGAGAUCUUUAGGAACAACUCAGUGCUCAGCUCUUUCAAGCUGUUACUGAUGUCACCAAACCUCCAAGGGAACUACACCUGUUUGGCUGUGAAUGAGCUCAACGGGAGACAGGCAAAGGUGACCACCGAGCUCCUGGUCUACUACCCCCCUCCAUCAACUCCUCGGUGCUACGCAGAGGCGUCAUCAGGAUCGUUCAUGCUGCAGCUCACGUGUCGCUGGGAUGGGGGAUACCCUGACCCUGACUUCAUGUGGACAGAAGAGCCAGGAGGUGUGAUCGUGGGGAAGUCAAAGCUGGGGGUGGAAAUGCUGAACCAGUCCCAGCUGUCGGAUGGCAAGAAGUUCAAGUGUGUCGGGAGCCACAUAGUGGGGCCAGAGUUGGGAGCCAGCUGCAUGGUGCAGAUCAGGAUCCCCUCCCUUCUCUCUGAUCCCAUGAAGACUUGCUUCGUGGGAGGCAACGUGACAUUCGCCUGCCAAGUGUCUGGAGCCUACCCUGCUGCCAAGAUUCUCUGGCUGAGGAACCUCACCCAGCCCGAGGUGGUCAUCCAAUCCGACAGCCACUAUCUUAUUACCCAGAAUGGCCAGAACUCCACCCUCACCAUCCACAACUGCUCCCAGGACCUGGAUGAAGGCUACUAUGUCUGCCGGGCUGAGAACCUCGUGGGGGUGAGGGAGGUAGACAUCUGGCUGAGCGUGAAAGAACCUUUAAACAUCGGGGGAAUUGUGGGGACCAUUGUGAGUCUCCUUCUGCUGGGACUGGCCAUUAUCUCAGGACUUAUGUUGUAUCACAGUCCUGUGUUCUGCCGGAAAGUAGGAAACACUUUCAGGGGACAAGACAUGGGUGAUGUCAUGGUUUUGGUGGAUUCAGAAGAGGAAGAGGAGGAGGAAGUAGAAGAAGAUGUGGCAGAAGAGGAAGAGGAGGGAGCAAAUGACAGAGAAGGGUUGCCAGAAGAAAUACCCAAGCAUGACCACAUUUAUAGAGUGACCGCACUGGUGAAUGGGAACAUAGAACGGAUGGGAAAUGGAUUCCAGGAUCUGCAAGAUGACAGCAGUGAGGAGCAAAGUGACAUCAUUCAAGAAGAAAGCAGGCCAGUUUGAAGAAGAUUGUCCACUGCUGUGUUGUCUUGAAAAGCUGGAAAGCUACAUUGAAGAUGAGCUCUUCAUUCAGCUUUGACUCGACCUAUGCCCCUGCUGGGGGCUUACA
Carlito syrichta (Philippine tarsier) is the source of this 1963-nucleotide messenger RNA. It is a transcript of the gene VSIG10, whose product is annotated as V-set and immunoglobulin domain containing 10. Gene Ontology annotation, molecular function: cell adhesion molecule binding. Gene Ontology annotation, biological process: cell-cell adhesion. The coding region runs from base 1 to 1857 and encodes 618 amino acids. The transcript is spliced from 9 exons. Lineage: Eukaryota; Metazoa; Chordata; Mammalia; Primates; Tarsiidae. The record is from RefSeq and is a predicted model, not a curated record. Gene Ontology annotation, cellular component: cell-cell junction.